AUGAAGCCUCACGUGAAAUUUGACUUCAUCACUCUGCAUUAUAUUUGGAUCAUUUUUAUGGGGCUGCUGAGUCUCGUUGUAAUCUACCCGAUGGGCAAUGUUGCGGCUAUUGACGCAUACUUUUUCGGUGCGAGUGCCUCUACUGAGUCUGGCUUGAACACUGUCGAUCUCAAGGAUUUACAAACUUACCAGCAGCUUUACCUAUACUUCAUCCCCAUCUUCACCAAUCUAGGUUUCAUCAACAUCGUGGUCGUUAUUGUACGACUUCAUCGUUUCCAUCAAUCCAUUCAAAAAAAGGCAUCCUCGCUAGCCCAUCGAGACAGAAUGCCUGGCUCGCAAAUGGAUCUUGAGCAAGGACCUACCGAUCAGCAGCCCCAAACCUCAGAGGCCAAUGAAAAGUUAGAGGUUGAGACCGAGCCAAAACCUCUAGAACAACGCACUGCAGCAAGAAUUACAUUCGUUGCAGACCUGGCGGCGCCUAGUAGUGAAAGCAAAGCACUUCACAUCCCACCACCUCGAGAAAGGGAUAAUGGGUAUCCUGUGGUAGAACGCGACAUCCUAAGCACCGACGACAAUGCCAUUCAACCGAUCCCUCAGGGCUCAAAUCGGAUGUCCAGCUUCCGCCGCCGGUCUAUAGACGCAGGCCAUCGACUCUCAAACGCUAGAUCUUUAGAGCGUGCUGUUUCAAGCAUGUUUGUAUUGCGACCGGAUCGCAGUCACGACAGAACCACAGCAGGGACUGGAUCCACACCAAAUGUUGUAAAACAACUUCCUCAACUCUCCAAGCAAGCAACCAUCGGACGCAACUCUCGCUUCCGCAACCUCACCAUUCACGAUCGACAGCUACUUGGUGGUAUCGAGUACCGAAGCCUGCGAUUAUUGCUGAGGAUUGUUUCUGUUUACUUUUUUGGAGUACACAUUUUUGGAGCCAUAUGUCUUGUCCCGUGGAUCCAUCGAGCAGAUAGCAAGUACACUGAGUAUCUCGAUUCGAUCGGGCAAGAUAAGACCUGGUGGUCAGUCUUUAUGCACAAGCGCGUGGUCUUGAGUGACAUAGUUGACGUUUGA
This is a messenger RNA of Neoarthrinium moseri, 1065 nucleotides long. RefSeq lists its product as uncharacterized. NCBI's taxonomy places the organism in Eukaryota, Fungi, Ascomycota, Sordariomycetes, Amphisphaeriales, Apiosporaceae. Bases 1 to 1065 code for a protein of 354 amino acids. Gene Ontology annotation, biological process: potassium ion import across plasma membrane; intracellular potassium ion homeostasis. The transcript is spliced from 7 exons. The record is from RefSeq and is a predicted model, not a curated record. Gene Ontology annotation, molecular function: high-affinity potassium ion transmembrane transporter activity. Gene Ontology annotation, cellular component: plasma membrane.